AAGAUAUUUAACCAGUUAGCGAUGAAUAGCCGACUGGUUCUGUUACUGUUAGCUGCUGGCGGCCUUGUCGACUUUGCCACAUCGAAUUCUCUGAAUCUCGUUGGCAAGCACAACUAUCCGGUGGAGCAGCACAAGCUGGCGACCGGCGAUGGCUACAUUCUCACCAUAUUUCGCAUUCCAUAUUCGCCGCGUAAUGGAGAGGCGCGAGCACACAAGGCAGUUGUCUUUCUGCAGCACGGUAUCACUGGGUCCUCCGACGACUGGCUGCUCAACGGCCCCAGCAGUGGGCUGCCAUUUCUGCUGGCCGAUGCGGGCUUCGAUGUGUGGCUGGGCAACUCUCGGGGCAAUUCGUACGGACGCGCGAACAACGGACUGGAUCCCAAGAAGGCAGCAUUUUGGGAGUUCAGCUGGCACGAGAUCGGUGCCCACGACCUGCCAGCCCAGAUCGAUUACGUGCUUGGGGUCACGCACCAGCCGGCGCUGCAUUUUAUUGGUCACUCGCAGGGCGGUACCGCCUACCUGGUGAUGCUCGCGGAGCAUUCGGAAUACAAUGAUAAAAUACUGACGACAAAUCUGCUGGCACCCCUGGCCUUCUGCAGUCACAUGAGGUCGCAGCUUAUGACGAUGGUUCUGAAGGUAGAAGAGUACAUGGUCGAGGGGGAAUAUAGCCCCGGUAGCCUGACGCAGCACAAGUCCUCCGACGCAUUCUGUGCCGCCCCGUUGUGGAAGCAUGUCUGUCAAGACAUCUUGUUCACGCUCAUUGGUGGAAAAUCUCCUCACAUUAAGAAACUCACCGCGAAGCUUCAAAAGACUGCGACGUCAGGGUUCUCCAACAGGCUGCUAAAGCACUACGCCCAGGUUUUCAAGACGGGACGCUUCGCCAAGUACGACUAUGGUAAUGCAAGGAAUCUACGGGUUUACGGUACGAGAAGGCCACCACUCUACGCCCUGAGCAACGUUGCUCCGUUAACAGUUAACAUGUUCUACAGCGACAGCGACCAGUUGCUGUCGGUCGAGGAUGCUGAGACACUUGCCCAGCGGAUUAGUGCCAUUCAGCAUCAUUUGGAGGUGGAGAACUGGAACCAUUUGGAUUUUCUUUACGCCACAAACGUGGUGCAGGUCAUCUACCGAGAUCUUAUUCAAUCAAUCCGUGACCAUAAUCCAAGGCUCAUCUGAUUUGCAUGCUACUUAAAUACAUGCCGUAAAAGGCUUGCUCUUAAUCCUCUAUCCUUUUAGUCUCGAACCAUUUUCUAGAGGAACUACAACGUAUAAUAGCCAAGGUUUCCAUAUACUUUUGUGCCUUUUAUACCCUUGUUUUGCUUUACUAUUGGCUCCUAUAAGAAUUGUGAUUCUUAAUACGAGUUUUUCCUCAAAGUCUGUCUAACAUAUUGAGCUAUCUAACAAAAUCACAGAACAUUUUAAAAUAUCGGUUCACCCUUUAUUAAGCCAAGAAAUGGCUGUCCCGUGCGUCAUGUCCCGUGCGACAGAGGCUUAAGUUAAACCUGUGUUUUCUUAAAAUUAUAACCAUUUCAAAGGGACAUCAGUGCACAACAUUUAUCAGAAACUCGCAUCAAUAUAUUGCCUCAACUUUCGCUGAAAUCUGAAUUUUUUCGCCAAUUGAAUUCCUUGGUUUUUUGCAAAGUACUCGAAAGCAAUUAGUUGCCAAAAAUCGACCUUGGCAGCAAUUAGAGGGAUAAUCAAGAGCUACUUUAUAAUAGAAUAAUAAUUUAGAAACUCCUUCAUAUUCUGACCCAUUUUACCACUUGCAAUGUGUAAUCAGAGGCAACCAGAUGGAUUCUUUUGCCAGAGACCCCAAAGGAAUCUUUAAAUAUAUAUACAUAUAUUAAUGAUC
Messenger RNA from Drosophila miranda, 1852 nucleotides. RefSeq names its product lipase 3-like. The coding region runs from base 22 to 1176 and encodes 384 amino acids. The record is from RefSeq and is a predicted model, not a curated record. The transcript has 3 exons. Gene Ontology annotation, molecular function: hydrolase activity, acting on ester bonds. NCBI's taxonomy places the organism in Eukaryota, Metazoa, Arthropoda, Insecta, Diptera, Drosophilidae. Gene Ontology annotation, biological process: lipid metabolic process.